Molecule: messenger RNA, 820 nt
Organism: Vicia villosa (hairy vetch)
Lineage: Eukaryota; Viridiplantae; Streptophyta; Magnoliopsida; Fabales; Fabaceae
Product: thioredoxin-like protein CXXS1
Exons: 3
Coding region: 177-551 (124 amino acids)
Source: RefSeq, a predicted model, not a curated record
GUUUAGGGGUUUGUCCUUAUCCUUUGAGGAAAAUAAUGUAACAUUCUAUGCUGUCAUCUUACUAUUUAGUAUCACUGUUUUUUAAGAUUGUCUUCAUCUUCAGCUGCAGAUAGUAAACAGUGAAAAAAAACACUUUUCUUUUGUUGUUGUUCUUCUUUUGUUGAAGGAAGGUGUUAAUGGAAACCAUAGAGCAAAACAAACCCAAGGUGGUGGUGAUUGAUUCUUUGCAAUCAUGGGAAUUCUAUGUCAACCAAGCUUCUAACCAGAAUUCUCCUAUUGUCGUUCACUUUACUGCUUCAUGGUGCAUGCCAUCAGUGGCUAUGAUUUCGUUUUUUGAAGAGCUUGCAUCAGAUUAUCCAGAUUUUCUCUUUCUCUCUGUUGAUGUUGAUGAAGUUAAGGAGGUGGCCACCAAGAAUGACAUAAAGGCAAUGCCGACAUUUCUGUUUCUGAAAGAUGGUACUGCAUCGGAGAAGAUAGUUGGUGCGAAUCCAGAAGAGCUAAAGAAAAGGAUAGACGGGUUGGUUCAGACCACUCGCGCAUCGGUUGCGUAGUAUAUGCAUCUGUAUGAUGUUUUCACUUUGCAAGUUGUAAGAAUUGUGUUUAUGGUACUGCAGAAUAAUAUCUUGGUCAAAUCAUUUUCAUUUGUGAUGUUUUAUGUCAAAAGUUUUCAAGUGUAAAUUUCCUAGUUCCAUUAGCUUAAUGGUUUUGUUAAUGGUUACUACUUUCUACAGUUUUUUGUGGCAGAAAAGAUUUGUAUAUUUUGUCAGUUUUUAAUGUUGUGGAUUUUUAUUACUUUGUUGGAAAUCAUGUUUAUUGGUCA